Messenger RNA from Neodiprion fabricii, 1995 nucleotides. It is a transcript of the gene Septin4, whose product is annotated as septin-2. The record is from RefSeq and is a predicted model, not a curated record. Gene Ontology annotation, biological process: cytoskeleton-dependent cytokinesis; regulation of exocytosis. Gene Ontology annotation, cellular component: microtubule cytoskeleton; septin ring; synaptic vesicle. Bases 485 to 1555 code for a protein of 356 amino acids. Gene Ontology annotation, molecular function: molecular adaptor activity; GTPase activity; GTP binding. NCBI's taxonomy places the organism in Eukaryota, Metazoa, Arthropoda, Insecta, Hymenoptera, Diprionidae. The transcript has 9 exons.
AGAUCAGGAAAAAUACAAUUAUCGAGUGUUUAUAGCGUCCGGGUAUUGGCGCCGGUGACGGCGAGGAGGCAAAUUAGAACUGGAUAUAUUGAUCGAGAGCUGGUUGUUGCGUGAUUGCGAGGGUGUUGUGCGCUGACGCAGUUCAAAGCAUUCACCCCUCGCAAGUUUGCCCUGCCGGCAGGCAUAUCCCGCUUCCUCUUUAUUGUCAGCAAAAGGCCUGCAGAAAUAUCACUGCGCUAGGCUGUUGCGUAUCAGUUGUAAAGCGCAUAUAUAACGCCAAUGCAAUCGUAUCGGUAAACGAAUAUCUAAUUGAAAACGGUGGUUGAUUGUCGCGGUGUUAUUGUUGUCCCUAUUGUUGUUGCACCUGUGUAACAUAAGGCGGUCUGCGUUAUGUCUGGCGCAAGACAGGGACUAUAUUGGAUUUGCUACUCUACCGGAACAAGUUCACCGAAAGUCUGUGAAAAGAGGAUUCGAAUUUACGUUAAUGGUUGUGGGCGAGACUGGCCUGGGUAAAUCAACACUGAUAAACAGUCUAUUCCUUGGGGAUCUAUACAAAGAUCGUCGAAUUCCCGACGCCUUAGAACGUGUUGAGAAAACUACAACGGUUGAAAAAAAAACUAUGGAUAUCGAAGAACGCGGAGUGAGACUUCGACUAACGAUUGUUGACACGCCAGGAUUUGGCGAUUCUGUAAAUUGCGAUGACACGUGGAAGGCCUGCUCAGCUUACAUAGACGAACAAUUCCGUCAGUAUUUCACCGACGAAAGCGGAUUAAAUCGAAAAAAUAUCCAAGACAACAGAGUGCAUUGCUGCCUGUACUUCAUACCGCCGUAUGGCCACGGUUUAAGGCAAAUGGACUUGGAAGUGAUGCGACGAUUGCAUCGGAAGGUGAAUAUAGUACCGAUUAUCGCUAAAGCGGACACCCUAACAGCCCACGAAGUUAAGAAACUUAAGGAGAGAAUUUUGGCCGACAUAGACGAACACGAUAUCCAGAUAUACCAAUUCCCGGACUGCGACAGCGACGAGGACGAGGAUUUCAAGCAGCAGGACAAAGAGCUGAAGGCCUGCACCCCCUUUGCCGUUAUCGGAAGUUCAACGGUCCUCGAGGUUGCCGGGAGAAAAGUACGCGGUCGACAGUAUCCCUGGGGUGUGGUUGAAGUUGAAAAUCCGAAACACAGCGACUUUGUGAAGCUACGAACGAUGCUGAUAUCAACACACAUGCAGGACUUGAAAGACGUAACGCAGGACGUACACUACGAGAACUUUCGCGCCCAGUGUAUAUCGCAAAUUUCACAGCAAGCGAUACGCGAACGGAGCAAACUUAAACGGGACUCCGGACCGCACUUUGAGCACAGUAUAUCCGACACGGAUAGGCUGCUGUUGCAAAAAGACGAAGAGAUCCGCCGUAUGCAAGACAUUCUCGCCCAGAUGCAGGAAAAACUUAAAGCAACUGGGCAAGGGGGUGGAAUUGGUAUGCGCAGCCGCGUAGGGAGUCUCGGUAACGACUUGGACGUCGCGGAUGCUGAUAAGAAGCGAAAUAGCAUCAUCGACGUGUAGAGUCGUCCCAGAGUAAGCUGGCAUGUACGAUAAUAAUAAUAAUAAUAAUAAUUGAAUAGACCUGUACAAUAUGUGUGUACAUUAUGUAGAAACGUACCUACUAUAAAGUUGUGCGUACGUAUGCGUAUGUUAGUUUAAUUAGUAAAAUUGUGUAACAAAUUUAAUUUCUUCGAAUAAGAUAAUAUAAGAAGAAUUUUCAAACUUCAUUUGCGAUAUUAUGUGCAAAAAACUAUCAUUAUUUGAGCUCUGAAAAUAUUCUGCAGAACUCAAGUAACGUUAUAGUUGGAUUAAAUUAUUGUAUGGAUGAUUAUUUGUAUAAUUAAUACUGAACUGAACGCACAAUGUUCAAGUAUUAUAUCUCAUGCAGCACAGUGGUGCGCAGAUAUACAGUGCAAGCCACUGCACUGUAGUAAAGGUUCAUUCUCAAAAUACGUAAGAUA